Messenger RNA from Limulus polyphemus (Atlantic horseshoe crab), 5180 nucleotides. RefSeq lists its product as uncharacterized. Lineage: Eukaryota; Metazoa; Arthropoda; Merostomata; Xiphosura; Limulidae. The coding region runs from base 526 to 1698 and encodes 390 amino acids. The transcript is spliced from 6 exons. The record is from RefSeq and is a predicted model, not a curated record.
GCUAGGCGAAAGCUACUGGAAGUUGAAGUAUGCUGUAAAACUAGUAGUAGUAUUAGGGCUGAGAAGUGAUGUGUUGUUAAGCAACGAGGAAUGUAACCGAAAGUCGAGACGUUUAGUGUUUGUAUUCUAUAAGUGUACUUUACACAUUCUAAGAUUUUAAUGGAGUUAGGAAGAAAUGUCGGAAUGUAGCUAAACAAGCGUAGUUAUAACUUAUAGUUAUAGUAUUCAUUUCUUUAAAAUAGGCUUAUUUUUAUAAUGAUAUUCAUCCCUAGACAAGCCUAAGCCCUCCAAGUGAAACUGACAGUGGCAGUUCGCGACAUAUACAUAAUACAGUAACUUCAAUGAAUAAGGUGGGAACAGAUUGACGUUAGUUGCUCCCCUGUAUUGGAACGGUGUGUUGGUAGUAUAGUUGGCUCGUAAGCCGAAAAGUGUAAUAUUACAGUACUAGCCCAUCGUUACUAGUUGUGGAGAUAUUAAUUUAUGGUACUUUGGUAGAACCUUAAGUUAAUUGCUUUCAAACUGAAAAUGCAGGAUAAGAUGAACAAACCUAGUUCCAGACCAGAGUGGAGGCUUUUUUUUAUGUUACUGUAUUCAGGAAUGAUCAUAUCAAGCAGAGCAGUUACACCUUCCACCAGGUUGAAAGAAGUUGGUAGGCCAACUGUAGAGAAUUCAGAUAAAAGAGCUCCUCAACUGACAGAAAGUGCUAGUUGUGGGUCUCUCUGUGCAGGUCUGGAAGCACUGGGCCCUCCCCCAGAUGUCAUCAUUGUUAUGCCACCUCCUCCUCUUCCCAGCUUUGUGCAGUCCUCACUGCAACUGAACCACACUGAGAAACUAGAGUGUAACUUCUGCCAUGUGUUUGAUGGUAGCAGUGAUGGAUCUAUUCCAUUCCCAUUCCCAACCAUGAAAUCAACUGAAACUUGGAUUUCCAUAACAGUUGUCAUUGUAGCAGGUUCAGCUGUAUUGAUUGCUGCUAUUUUGGGGUUUCUUCUGAAAUUCAAGAAAUGGAAAAUAUUUCCAGUGGCAGGAGAUUCCUGUCCAAUUUUACCUGAAAGUUUCCUCAAUAGCAAAGGUGGUUCACAAACAUCCUUCCCGAAGAAUCUUCAGUCUCCUAAUUGUCCAAAGAAAAAUGACAAAACAGGAAAGAAUCAAGGUACCAGUUCCUGUCAUUGGUUCCAUGUCCCUGGUCAUUGCAUCCCCCAGCAGGUUUGUGACUACCAGACAUCAAGAAAGUUUAGCACGUACAUUGCUGGGAGUGUUUCAAGCAGCACAGAGAGCCCAGAGUGUGCUGAUGUUAACCAACAGUCUGAUGGUACAACCAGCAAAGUUCACAUGUAUGCAUGUAUUCCUGAUCUAGAAGUAACCAGAAGGUUAGCAGCUGGAGCAGAGCAGCUUGGAAACAAAGCAUAUGACAAUGCUGGAUUCCUUACUAGUUCAUCUGAAGAAAAUAACCCCUUUAAGCAGAAGGGCUGGAACCAAAAGGUAUCUGGAUGCAUUCUUCCUCGACCAAGUCAUUUGACAAGUGCACAGGCAGCCAAGGUUUUAUCUGAUCUUCCAAGCAAUGUUGCACGGAAUUCAUCACCUUCUACACAGUUUCCAUCUCUCUCCAAUGUAAGAGCACUUCGCUUAAGGUCAGAAAUGCCAAGGAGUGCCCAAGUUCUACACCGGCCACUCCCUCCUUUGCCUGUUGAGGAGAUAUAAUUCCUGAGGAGUAUUGUAUAUAUUAGUGGUUCAAAGUUUGUUUGUUUAUUGUUGAGAUUGUUUUUUCCUGGUAUCUUCCUAUGAAUUUUAUCUGUUCUUUCUUUGUUUAUACUCUUUAGCAUUUGUGUGUAAUUUAUUUUUGAUCAUACCAGUAUAUUAAUAUUUUGAAAUUUUCACUUUUGCGGAAAGAAAUUUUUUUUCUUUUUUUAUGAUCAUCAUAUGUCAUAAAAACUGUGCAAAAACUAUAGAUAAGUUACUUAAGUCAUAAGCAAAAUAACUUUUAGGAAUCUUAAGUAUGCUGGGAAACUAUAUUUCAAAAUUAGUUGUUUGACAGACUAGCCAAAUGUGUUUCUGUAAAUGUUUCUUUCAUAUGUUGUAGUUCUGAGAAGCACUGAAGUUAAGUGUGGAAAAAAUUUAAAUCUUGUACAUCAAAACUGUGCUCUUAACUGAUUUAGUAAUUUUAUUUCACAUAUCCCAUAAUUUUCUGUCACAUAAAGCGAGUAAUUAUUUAACCUCAAGAUUUAACCUAAUAUAGCAAAAUCCUACAGAUUACAUAAAGUGAAAUAUAUAUAAUUAAAUAAGAGCACUUUUUGAAGCUUUGGUUUUAAUAAAACCUCUACAGAUUAGUUUUGUGUUUAGCCACCAGAGGAAAAAUUGAAGCAUUAUCAGUGAAAGAAGCACUGUAUAAGAAAAAGUAUGGUGGGUAUUAAUGUACCUGUUGUAUUCAAGGAUUUAGGUUUGUAAUGACAAAAUAUGUUCUUUAUUUGACUUCUGAAAAAAAUUGUUUUGCUGAUACUAGCUAAAGUUAACAGUUUAAAAAAAUUGCAUAUUAUUAGUGUAGAAAAGGUUUACAUGUGUUUGAAUAUCAGACAGUGGAAGGGAAGUUAAACACACAGUUUAGUUGAGCUUCAUGUUUUACCACUAACUUUAUUAAUCUAUGUACAUUGCAUGUAUUUUAAUAAACCUCUAGUAGUAAGGCUUUGUUGUUAUAACCUUUUAUAAACUUUGAACGUGUGUAAUGUAUAAAACCAAUAUACAGUAGUUUCUAUGCCAUUGUCCUUGUAAGUUACCUCACACUGUAGUAAUACAACUGUUCUCAUAGCUUAUGCUACAUGGAAAUAUAUAUCUAUGUGGAUAGUAUUGGCCAUUCUUUUUUUUUUGCUAUAUGCAUAGAACAGAAAAAUACCUCUAAUCUGUGUGGUGCCAUAUGAUCCAGUUUUAUGUAAAAUUUGAAGGUGGAUAUCUUAUACACCUUUAUAAUUGUGUUCUUCCAGAAUCUAAUCUGUGGUGCCAUAAUCCAGUUUUAAAUUAAACUUGAAGGUGGAUAUCUUAUACACUUUUACAGUAUUUGUGUUCUUCCAAAAUCUUUGCUCUGUGGUGCCAUAUGAUCCAGUGUUAAGUACAAUUUGAAGGUGGAUAUCUGAUGCACCUUUACAAUAUUUGUGUUCUUCCAGCAUCUUUGCUGAGGUGCCAUAUGAUCCAGUGUCAAGUAAAAUUUGAAGGUGGAUAUCUGAUGCACCUUUACAACCUUUUUGUUCUUCCAGAUUCUACCUACCUCAGUUGCUUCUUAGAAUCAGCAUCUAAUGCUAGUAUAGCAUUUACUAAAUACCUGAAAAUAUGUUUCUGAAUGUGCCAACAAAUUAAUUUGGAUAUCUUUUUGGAGAAGUUGUUUUAAGCUUUGUGCAUGACUUGGAAGGAAUGGACAUCAUGAAUGAGACUUUUAUCCAUCUGUAUAUAUAUUUAUGUGUUAGUAUCUUCACCAGCACAUGAAUUUCAGUGAAGAAAAGACAAAUCAGCAAAUGUAAUGCUUACACCACAACCAUCUGACAUCUUCACAGGCUAUUUGUUAAAUACUGUGCAGUAUUGGUACCUCAUCUAAUACUUUGUGUUUUGUUUUAGAAUGUCUUACAAUGUCAACUAAAAGCCAGAAAAGAAGGGUAGUAGAAAAAGUAAAGAAAUAACUAUUUACUUAUUUUGUCUCUUUGUGUGUGUUUUAAUAAAAUGUUAUUAGUUCUAGCUGGUUAUUAAUAUACCAAAUUCUUUUUUAGAGAAAAACUUUAAAAUGUUUUUUAAAUUGGAAUGUGUAAUCCAAUCAUUGAAGGUUUUUAAAUAGAGUUGACAGUACCCAAUAAACAGUUACUAGUAGUUUUUAAUGUUUCUUAAAUGUAGUUUAUAGGCAUUUGGAAGAAAUUGAGCUUUUCAGUAUUCAGAUGUGAAAUAUAUUUAAGAGUUCAAGUGGUAUCAAAGUAUUCUAAUGUUUCAGCCCUUGCUCCCCCCCCCCCCCUCCUCAACACAGUGAUUUUAAUAUGGCUGGGUUUGUUGUGAAUCUUCUGACGUUAGGCUACCCGUGUUUUGCUUCAUUUGAGGAACUCUGCAAGUUUGUAAGGUUAACAAAUUGCUGGUGCGAUCAUAGGCUCUGAUUUGACGGUGGAAACAACAUAUACCUGUCGAUAGUAAUUGUUCAAUGAUUAAAGUUACUAACAACCUCCUUAAACCCUCGAAUAAAGAAUGCAACUGGGAUCAAAUUUGAAACCUUUUUAGUUUCUAUAGCACAUCCGGUUGCAUGUGAAACCCUUUUGUAGGCCUAAGAGUACGAUGCCUACCCUGUACGUAUAUUUUCAUUUUAAUCAGUAAGAUAUGUAUAUAAUUAUUUUCCCCGAGUGAUGAAUAUUACGUGUUGUACAAUUAUCUGAGUGUUCCUAUACGGUUAUUACGAGGUACGUUUAAGUAUUAUACAUUGCACGAAUUUGCCAAGUGGUUUCUCUUAGCGCAGCAAAAAUAUUAGUUUUUGAAGUAACAUACGUUUUAUCCGUUCCGAAAUUCCUCGGAAUGUUUACCUCAUAACUGUGACGAAUGUAAUGCCACUCGUUAUAGAACUGGAACGUUUACUAAACACCGAGCAACAUGUGUUUCGACUACUUUCAAGGUUCUGUUCCUGUUUGUCAGUCGUUUCUAUAGUUAGAGCUCGUUUGUACCGCGUGCAUUGUGUUGUCUACGCCUGCUUUCGUUGUAAUAGGCUGAGCGCAUUUGUGGGAACGUGGGGCAAAAGUUGUGGCUAGUUGCACCCACUGCUAUUCUUCCAAAAAAGGGCCAGUUAAAAGUACCUCGCUGCAUUCAUGAAUCGCUCUACUGAUUAUGCAUUGAAGAAGAAAACGAUCGUGUUACAACCAUGAAGUUCUAAGACUAGAAUAGGUAUAGUGUCGCAUUCGGUGCAGCCCCUGUGUGCGUUUCAGGUAUGUAGCAUGUGGCUACUUAUCUCUGUUCCCGGUAGCAGAUGUAGUGAUUUUGUUUUAUUGAACUAACUUGUUGGUCUCAGUGCUACUCGAUGUAUGGUCGGUAUAUAUUGUACGGAUUUCGAACUUAUCUCUACUAGUUCUUUGUUGUAUAUUCUCUUUGUAAAAUUAAACGUGUACGUGUUGUGUUUAAUAUUUGUAAUAUAGUCCAUAAACUUAUUAUGUGUAUAAUAAAACAACUGAAAUACA